This is a messenger RNA of Macrobrachium nipponense, 2049 nucleotides long. RefSeq lists its product as uncharacterized. Bases 171 to 1313 code for a protein of 380 amino acids. NCBI's taxonomy places the organism in Eukaryota, Metazoa, Arthropoda, Malacostraca, Decapoda, Palaemonidae. The record is from RefSeq and is a predicted model, not a curated record. The transcript is spliced from 8 exons.
UGUCAAUUCUAUUUUGAGAAAUGUCACUUUUCUUCCUCGUUGGAGAAGGAGCGCUGCUGUAGGUGAAUGUAAUAACCAUCCCGUCAUAACGGUGAAUAAGCGACGGGAGUGAGAAGAGGACAAUAUCGAGAAACCUCCAACGGAUACAGUAUCCACUUAAUAUCUCCAGGAUGAAAAGAAACUUAAUCAAUCAGCUGAUGCUGAUGGUUUUAUUGGCGUCGUUUUAUGCAUUCGUCAACAUAUUCAUCCACACGUCUUGGCUUCUUAGAGAUUUCCCAGCCAUCCAAAACAACGGUAUCCAGUACUUCGAGAGUUCACCUCAUGUCCCCUUCGGAUACAUGGACUUCCAAGCAAUGCUGGAGGAAGAAGAAAGCUUCCUGAUGCCCAGUAAAGCAAUACCAAUGAAUUCAGAAUUUUCUGGUGAGGAACUUGAACGAGUGAAGAAGAGUCUUCCAGAAGGUCGAGGAGAAUUAAGAUCUGCCCAUGAGAAAGCCACUGAGCAAUUAAAGAUACUGAUGGAUGCUGUUACGAAGCCAACUUACUAUUGCUCCAAAUUGUUGAACCAAGCUGGAAGUACUUGUAAUCUUGUACCGACCGAUGACACGAAAGUUUGCAUGGAUGCUGGAGUACGUCCCAACCAGAAUUCAUGCAUCGUGUACUCUUUGGGGAUUGGUCACAACUUAUUCUAUGACCUGUGCAUGGCAAAAUACGGAUGUAAUGUUUUUUCCUUUGACCCAGACUUCCAACGAAGUCUUUAUCGAACCAACAAUCCGUAUAAAAGAGUGUACUUGGCAUCAGUACGUUUGGGAACACAAGUCGAAUAUCGCACAGUCCAAGAUAACAAUGAAAACGCGACCAUCAGAUAUUUUCAUCGACCACUGGACAAUAUUAUGUAUAUCCUACAACACGAGAUGUCAAAUAUCGACGUUCUCAAAAUCGAUAUAGAAGGAGAUGAAUUUCUUGUGCUCGAAGAGAGCAUUUUCAGAACGGACAUUUUAGAGCGUACAAGACAACUUUCUCUUGAAAUACACCUUCUCGAAUUCAUAGAGGAAAACCCGCCUGAAAAGAUUGAGGAAAUAGCCAAGAAUUACACAAGGAUUUUCCUUAGACUAAAAAGCAGCGGUUUUGAACUCACUUACUACGGGCCUAAGGUCAUGACCCCAAAACCGUUGAUAAAAGUCUUGGGCAUCAAUUUUCCUCUUUCCUCCCAGCAGUUGUGGAUCAACAGGAAAGUCAAGCAGGGAGAAAAACCAGCUUACGAGAAACCUAUACUUUACUAUGUGAAGGAACUCGACCCUGAAGAAAACAUUUGAUACUGUCACAUUAAUUCUGGAAUGAAAAUAUUUGUUUCCUAACACACAAACAAACAGACACUCGGAUGAAAACAUUUCAACUUCCCAAAUUCACCGAUGGAGGUAAUUGUAACGGUUUUUGUUCCACCUAUAGUUUGUAAGUUGCUUUAUAGAUUUAUACGGCAAAUAAAGAAUAGGAGUGUUUAUGAUUUAUAACUAAAGACACUAUGCUAAAACAAAAUCAAUGGCUAUCAAAUGUAACCUGGUUCACCAUUUUAAUUUACCUCAGAUUUAUCAGAGGAUAAAAAGUGACAUGAAAUACAUAGUUAAGAGAGUAUUGCAUGGUCUUUUACACAAGAACAUAUAAAUGUAUUUUAAAAAUUUGGGUCUUCGUUGGCUUAGGCCCACCCAGAUGCUUAAGCUAUUCUUUACACAAAUGCAUUUUGGCAAAUCGUGAAUUGUUACUGUGACUCCAAUGCCAGGAGUUUCUUCAGUAUUCUGGAAAAUAAUUGAGUGAGCUUAUUGGCCAUUUCAGACAACCUUUCAUUGUUCUUUUCGAUCUGAAGCACAUUUCCUAAGUUGUAAAAGAUUUGUACUGUUCUCUAGAAUGUGGAAGUUUAGAGAACGAGAAAUCUUGAUCAGUUAUCUCCUCUAAAUAUGUGACUGCAUUGGUAAAUGUUGGAUCAGCUCUAGAGCUUUUAUUUCCCUUGCUUUAUUUUAGUACAUAUGAGUAUACGUAGUUACAGUGGAUCCUUGC